This is a messenger RNA of Adineta ricciae, 789 nucleotides long. Lineage: Eukaryota; Metazoa; Rotifera; Eurotatoria; Adinetida; Adinetidae. The record is from the annotation of a GenBank genome assembly.
AUGAUUGCGUUAGCUUGUAUUUAUUCGAUUUCAAUUAUAUUGAUUCGUCGCUUUCACACCAUCAAUAAUGUCUUUACUGUCAAUCUCUGUUUUGCUGCUAUCUGUUGCGGAAUCUAUUGGCUACUCAAUCUCACUCUAUCAGUAGUCAAUCCCCAACUCUACACGAAUGUCACAGCAUGUCGUAUUAUUGGCUAUUUGGAAAUCAUGUGCACAUUGCAGGUGCCACUGGCACUAAUCGAAGUCUCGUGCUAUCGACUGUGUUGCAUAGUUUACCACACAAAAGCAUUCUUCCGCCGAAAACAGUGGAUUAUUACAUGUGUUCUGAGUCAAUGGACAUUCGGCAUUCUAAUUUCCCUACUUCGACCCAUUUCUGUUGGCUCGUUAUGUCAAGAUCCAGCGUGGAUGAAUAUUUGUGUAUUCACAAUAACAGUCAUCACACCUUCAGUGACUUGUCUGGUGAUGAAUUUAAUUAUCUUCAAUCAUGUUCGUUCGUCCACAAAUCGUAUCGAACCAUCGAUUGCACUAACCAAACAUACUCUUCACCAUCACAUCACCCGACGUGAUCUCCGCCUACUUCAACAUAUGAUCAUCAUGUUUUGCAUCUUUCUUGUUGGUUGGGCUCCAACCUAUUUGUACUCAUUUUUUGCGACAACUAAUACCAAUCCCGCAAUAUUCAAAAUUUUCAUGCUAGGUGCGGAAUUGUCCAUUACUGUCGACAUCAUCAACUUAUUUUCGUACAACCAUGAACUGAGACAGUAUCUGAAAACUAAAUUUCUUAGACGUUACUAA